Eremothecium cymbalariae DBVPG#7215 is the source of this 1731-nucleotide messenger RNA. It is a transcript of the gene MCD1, whose product is annotated as kleisin alpha. The coding region runs from base 1 to 1731 and encodes 576 amino acids. The transcript has a single exon. NCBI's taxonomy places the organism in Eukaryota, Fungi, Ascomycota, Saccharomycetes, Saccharomycetales, Saccharomycetaceae. Gene Ontology annotation, cellular component: synaptonemal complex; cohesin complex. Gene Ontology annotation, biological process: replication-born double-strand break repair via sister chromatid exchange; synaptonemal complex assembly; mitotic sister chromatid cohesion. The record is from RefSeq and is a predicted model, not a curated record. Gene Ontology annotation, molecular function: protein binding; chromatin binding.
AUGUCUGAACAACGUCCGCAACAGCCUAGUUUGGUUAGGCUAGCUACUAAAAAUGGGCCGUUGGCUCAGAUUUGGUUGGCAUCGACCCUUACGAACCUGAAUAGGUCGUAUUUGAAAACAGACAUUUUACAGUCGGUGCAAGAAAUUUCUAAGGUUACUAGUUCUGAACUCGAUGAUACUAGUGUAGAGCCUAUUACUUUGCGUGUUUCUGGUGAGUUGUUGCAUGGUGUGGUAAGAGUAUAUUCUCAAAAGGCCAAUUUUCUUCUUUCUGAUAUUUCAGAUCUUUUACACAAGCUGAAGUCGGUGUUCAGAGGUAAUGUACAAAAAAGUAUCAUGGUUCAUGUUGAUACUGUUUCGAAGUUAGAUCAGCUAAUUUUGCAAGAUACGGUAACAGAAAUGGAUGUCCUAAUUACUCCAAGUUUAGAUUUUCUACGAGAGACUAGCAUUCCUCAGGGAUUAAUGGGCCGCGAACAUUCUAUGGAAAGACAAGUACAAGGUGCUAAUGCUGCAACAGCUCCUUGGGACAUGUCCCUUGAAGUUGGUAGGAGAUUUGCACCGGACGAUGAUUUGGAACAACAAACUUCACAAUUGGAUUUGAACUUCGAACUGGGAGACACUAACAACUCGAAAUCUUGGGGUGAAGGAACUCACAUGUCUGAUCAAUUUCAAAUUAGUUUAGGUGAUGACAAUAAAGAUGAACUCCCCUCCGAUAAUGACAGCAUGGACUGGGAUUUGGGCGUAGUUGAGCAAGAAAGUUCUGGCGCAGACGAUGGUAACAAGAGCGUGGAACUCGGUCGUAGGGCCACACACGAUACUGCGUUACAUGAUACCACAGACUUUGACUUUGACUUGGGUAUAGAAAAGGAUCCAUUCGAAGCCACUUUAGAACAGGAGCUAAGGGAACCCGAACCAAAAGUCCUAGAGGUAAGGCAUAAGAGGAACUCGGCACUGGUUAACGCAAAGAGACUUCAACAAGAUGAAGAAACAGAAUUAAAAGAGUUUCAGGUUAAGAAUGGCCUUUUGGAUGCUAUUUCUGCGAGCACUUCCACUGAUGUCUCUAAUGCAUUCACAAAGAAAAGAGGUUGGUCUGAGUUAGUGUCUAGUAUGGACUUUUUGCCUGAAUAUUCGAUCAACCACUUUUCGGCCUUCACAUUUUUAAAGAAACAAAAGCGAUCAACGGACACCCAUCCCGAGGCUUUUGAGAAAGGUUCCAUUCCACCAGUUUCUGAGGAUCCUUCGAUGGAUCUGUCUCUGGAACUUGACGAGAGCUUGGUCCAUCAAUCUGACAUAGAAGCCGGAACACAAGAGGGAAUAGAAGCAACUGACCAAUCUGGUAUUGAAGAACCAGGUCAGUUGAUUAGUGAUCUAGCUAGUGGACCAGCUGAUCUACACGAAUACUCUCAUAUAUCUAGUGAUAACUUUUCCAUCUCAAAUGGACAUACUCAAAAGGUUGAACUCAAUACUGGUGAACUGGUUUCGAAAUCCACCGUUGAUAUGGCCAACGCUAUAAGAAACGGUUUCAUAGGCAAUGAAGAUAUUUCGUUCGAUCAACUUCUGAAUUUUAGGUAUCGUGCUAGUGAAACACCGAUUACUAAGAGCCAAGCAGGUAAAGCAUUUUUUGAACUACUGGUAUUGGCAACUGCGGAUUGUAUUAAUCUCGAACAGAAGGCUUCCGAUGAUAUUAGAAUUACAAGCAAAGGAGCAUUAUUUGAAAAGUUCAUUGAAGUGUGA